Molecule: messenger RNA, 1858 nt
Organism: Nothoprocta perdicaria
Lineage: Eukaryota; Metazoa; Chordata; Aves; Tinamiformes; Tinamidae
Gene: PDCL
Product: phosducin like
Exons: 4
Coding region: 102-1004 (300 amino acids)
Biological process (GO): regulation of G protein-coupled receptor signaling pathway
Source: RefSeq, a predicted model, not a curated record
GCCCUGCCCGCGGAGCCCACGGAGACGCGGCCCCGGCGGGCCAAGGGAAACGUCUGGCGGCGCCGCCCUCGGGAUGCGAGAGGCUUCUGAAGGCUAACACGAUGACUGCUUUGGACGAUAAACUGCUUGGUGAGAAGCUGCAGUAUUAUUACAGCAGCAGUGAGGGCGAGGAUGAAGACAGCGAGAAAGAAGACAAAGAUGGGGAGAGCACCCUUCCCGAAAGCGCUGGCGAAGUAGAGCUCAGCAGCGAUGGCAGUGCUGUCAACACAGGUCCAAAAGGAGUCAUCAAUGAUUGGCGAAGAUUUAAACAAUUGGAGACAGAACAGCGACAGGAGCAGCGCAGAGAAAUGGAACGCCUCAUAAAGAAGUUGUCUAUGACAUGUAGAUCUCACUUGGAUGAAGARGCUGAUAAGCAGAAGCAGAAGGAGCUUCAGGAAAAAAUCAAUGGAAAGAUGACAUUGCAAGAAUAUAAUAUGAUUCACAAUGGUGAAGAUGAUGAGGAAUUUUUACAGCGAUACAGGAAGCAGCGUAUGGAGGAGAUGAGGCAGCAGUUAUACAGCGGGCAGCAGUUUAAACAGGUUUUUGAAAUUACUAGUGGGGAAGCAUUUUUGGACACGGUUGAUAAAGAACAUAAGACCACACUGAUCAUGAUCCAUAUUUAUGAAGAUGAUAUCCCUGGUACUGAGUCUCUCAACGGCUGUAUGAUCUGCCUGGCAGCUGAGUACCCAACAGUUAAAUUUUGCCGAGUGAAGAGCUCGCUCAUUGGCGCCAGCGCUCGCUUUACCAGUAACGCUCUGCCUGCUCUGCUCGUCUACAAGGCAGGUGAACUCAUCGGCAACUUCGUGCGAAUCACUGACCAGCUCGGAGAAGAUUUUUUUGCUGUAGACCUGGAGGCUUUUUUGCAGGAGUGUGGUCUGCUUCCAGAGAAAGACCUGGUGCUUCUGACUUCUAUACAUAAUCCGUCUGCGUGUUACAGUGAAGACAGUGAUCUGGAAAUAGACUGAACCGGUUAUACCAGGGGACCAGGAGGUUUAGCUGUACUGUGGGUUGUUCUUGUGUUAUAAGUUUUCUUUCUUUGUGUUGAUAACGUUUUUUUCCCCUCCAUGCACUUUGACUUUUGCUCGUUAAAACUUUGUUAAGGUUAAUACAAGGAUUUCCUCAUGUUUUCCUAAAUUACUUUAAUAAAGUGUGCACUAAAAAUGUCUAGCUCUUGUGUAAUCCAAAUGUAUUUUACUAAAAUUAUAUUCAAUAAAUGUAAUGAACUGUGUAUUAUAUUGUCACCUCUGUGCUCCAAAUCCCUUAGAUUUUCUAAGCCUUUUUCUGUCAGAUCACCUGUGUGUAGUCAGUCUCCUUACAGGUUUGCUGAAUACCAGUUGAGAUCAGGAUGUGGUACCUACCUACUCGCUAAGACAAGGAUUGAGACCAAUCCUUGAAGAAGCUCUUAAGCAUUCAGGACUUCUGCUAAUCUGGACCUGACCUGCUGCCAGUGUGUUCAGAAUACAAGAUCCCAUCUUGCAUUCCCUGAUUUAUAAGCUCCUCCUUGGCAGCAGCAUUGCUGCAACUAUUGUUAUUUUUGUUCCUUUCUCACUUAAAAUAACCACAGCUUCUGACUUCAUCCUAAAAAUUACUUUAUUAUUUUCAGCUGGAGAGGGUUCCGCUUUCRUUUAUAUUAUCUGAGACCUAAAUGAGGAAAAUGUUUUUUCAAUUACAGUUCUUAAUACUGGGCUUUUAAAAUACCCUUCCAUGGAGUUGAUAGUGCUAACUUGAGCAGAAAGUGAUUUCUGCCUCUUAAGAGGGAGACYAGCAGCCUGUGAGGAGCUCUGACAUGGUGCUCUGCAUAGCAUCCACGAGUAUUUUG